GGCGCGGCCAAUGGGCAGUUCCUGCGUAGGCAAGAGGGGAAAGGUCAGGGCAGGUAUGGCGAUGGUGGCGCUAACGGAGGUGGCCGGGCAGAUAAAACCGUGUCCGUGAGGGGCAGGCAGGCGAGAUGGUGUGUGCCUCGCGCCGCGGCUGAGCCUCCCUCGCGAACACCGCCUCAGCCGCUGCUUCCCCCGCUCCGGUCCCAUCACGCCGCCCUCCGCUCAGUCCAAUGAGCGACGCGUACGAGCUGCUGUGGCGCCUGCUGCACGUCCUCCUCAGCGUCCAUCGCGCGCUCCUCGUCUGGCUCCGCGGGUGGUUCGGAGGACGCUGCUCGUGGGUCAGCCGUUGGCGGCUGCGCGCGGCUUCGGCCGUCGCCGCGGUCGCCUCACGGGCUCUGCUGGUGCCGGCAGCGGCGGCCACGGCCACAGGACCCUUCGCCUACCACAAGCCGGCGGCGGCGGGGCGGAAGGUGGCCGGCGGCGGGGCCCGCUGGCGGAGAGACGUCAAGUCCCUGCAGAAGCUGCCGGGCCAUGUGGGGCUGAUGGUGACCGAGGAGGAGCAGAGCUACGCGGACGUGGCCAGCCUGGUGGUGUGGUGCAUGGCCGUGGGCAUCUCCUAUGUCAGCGUCUACGACCACGAAGGCAUUUUCAAAAGAAAUAAUUCAAGGCUGAUGGAUGAAAUCCUAAAACAGCAGCAGGAGUUGUUAAACCUUGACUAUUCCAAAUAUACAGUGAAAUUUGCCGAUCAAGUCAAAACAGAUCAAGUUUUAAAUUGCCAAUCUGCACUGAACAUCUUGUCUUCAGAGGAUGGAAAGACAGAUAUAGUAAGAGCAGCUCAGAAAUUUUGCCACUUAGUAGCACAAAAGCAAAAAAAAUGCACAGAUCUGGAUAUGAAUGUCUUGGAGAACUUAUUAAGUAGUACUAAUGGCUUCCCUGACCCAGACUUAAUAAUAAAGUUUGGUCCUGUGGACAGUGUAUUGGGAUUUCUUCCCUGGCAGAUCAGAUUGGCAGAGAUUGUUUCUUUGCCUUCUCAUGUGAACGUCAGCUAUGAAGAAUUCUUCUCUGCCCUCUGUCAUUAUGCAGAUUGUGAACAGCGUGUGGGAAAAUGACUUCUUGCAAAAUAUUAUCAGGAUUUCCAUGGAAAGGACCCAGUGUCUCUGUUUACAAGUACCUGUGAUACAUACAAGUCCAGUACAUAGUCUCUUAAUUUAUCAAAUUCAAUAAAGUGUCUUACCUUUUUAGAA
This is a messenger RNA of Elgaria multicarinata webbii, 1241 nucleotides long. RefSeq names its product NUS1 dehydrodolichyl diphosphate synthase subunit (gene NUS1). Gene Ontology annotation, cellular component: endoplasmic reticulum membrane; dehydrodolichyl diphosphate synthase complex. The coding region runs from base 228 to 1106 and encodes 292 amino acids. The record is from RefSeq and is a predicted model, not a curated record. Gene Ontology annotation, molecular function: ditrans,polycis-polyprenyl diphosphate synthase [(2E,6E)-farnesyl diphosphate specific] activity. Lineage: Eukaryota; Metazoa; Chordata; Lepidosauria; Squamata; Anguidae. The transcript is spliced from 5 exons.